Messenger RNA from Porites lobata, 638 nucleotides. NCBI's taxonomy places the organism in Eukaryota, Metazoa, Cnidaria, Anthozoa, Scleractinia, Poritidae. The record is from the annotation of a GenBank genome assembly.
AUGGAAGCAGAUGUAUGUGCUCAGCUUGUGGAAUCAUGUGAGGAAAAUGGUGAAGCCCAGAUGGCAAUCCUUGUGGGGGAUGAUGAUUCUUCAACUAUAAAGAAAGUGAGAGACACCCUUGACCAUGACGUUGAAAAAUGGUCUGACAUUGUCCAUGCAAAGAGAGCUUUUGUGUCUUCUCUUUAUGGUUUACAGAAAUCACACAAAAAGUUAACUGCUAAAGUGAUUGACUAUUUGCAGAAGUGCUUCAGUUAUGCCGUUACACAAAACAAAAAUGACCCCACUGGAGUAAAAAUGGCCUGCGAGUGAUAGUUCCACAUGCCUUUGGUGAUCAUGGCACUUGUUCCAUCUCUUGGUGCAAGUAUCUAAAAGAUCCCGUCAGCUAUCGUCACAGCACACUACCCCAUGGCAAAGAUCUGGAGGGGGAAGACUUGAAAAAAGACCUGCAAGAAACCAUCGAAAUUUACUGUGAAAAUGCAGAAGAGUUGGCUCCACUUGGAUCUAGCCAAGCCAAUGAAGCACUAAAUAAUACCAUAGGCAGCAAAGCCCCCAAAAUCAGGCAUUACGGCUCAAGUGAAAGCAAUGACUAUCGUAUGGCAUGCACAGUGAACCAAAAGAAUAUUGGCCAUUCAUAUGUG